This is a messenger RNA of Punica granatum (pomegranate), 1076 nucleotides long. Lineage: Eukaryota; Viridiplantae; Streptophyta; Magnoliopsida; Myrtales; Lythraceae. The record is from RefSeq and is a predicted model, not a curated record.
AUCCUCCAUCACAAUAAGCUCAAACUACUACUUUCCUCAUCCGAUUCGUUAGAUAUCGUGAUAGAGAAUUUUAAGUCAUGGUCAGUUCUCGACCGACUUUCAAUAACGCUUACUACCUUUUCUGUGCUCUCUUUCUAUUGCCUGCAGUAUGUUACUGCCAUGAUUCAUUCACACGCUCGAGAGCCACUUACUAUGGCAGUCCCGACUGUUACGGGACCCCAACUGGGGCCUGUGGAUAUGGGGAGUACGGGAGGGACGUGAAUGAUGGGUACGUGACCGGAGUCUCCAAGCUAUACAGAAAUGGAGCUGGCUGCGGUGCUUGCUACCAGGUUAAGUGCACGAAACCGCAGUGCACCGAGGAUGGAGUGAACGUGGUGGUGACGGACUAUGGGGAAGGAGACAGGACUGACUUCAUCCUAAGCCAACGGGCCUAUGGCGAGAUGUCCAAGCCCGACAAGGCUCAGGAGCUCUUUGCUUAUGGGGUGGUCGAUGUUGAGUUCAGGAGGGUCCCCUGCCAAUACUCGGGUGACAACCUCUUGCUCAAGGUCAACGAGCACAGCAAGCAGCCCGGCUACCUGGCCAUUAUCCUCCUCUAUGUUGCUGGCCAAAAUGACAUCACCGCCGUGGAGUUCUGGGAGGAGGAUCGCCAGCAGUGGACGCCGAUGAGGAGAGCGUACGGAGCCGUGUUCGACUUGGCGAACCCACCAAGUGGUGACAUCAACGUCAGAUUCCUAGUUAGCGGAACCAAUGGAGUGAACUGGGUCCAUCCCAACGAUGGCAUCCCGAGCGACUGGGAGGCCGGGGCCACCUACGACACCCAAAUCCAGCUAUACUAAAGAAAACUCAUCGGAAAAUCCUUGACAGUAGUACUACCAGUGCCGGAGUGCUGCAUGAUUUUCCAUAGUUUACGUAUAAUGAAUGGUCUGGUCAUAUCAUGUAGAAUUGGCAUAUGCUUGGAGACUUACCAAGUGCCUUGUGCCAUUAGGUUUCAUUACAUCCCAAAAUAAUAGCACGGUCGUUGUACUCUCUAGUAUUAAUGCUAAAGUAAGAAACAAGACCAUCCAUUUGACGAUAUA